Molecule: messenger RNA, 228 nt
Organism: Dovyalis caffra
Lineage: Eukaryota; Viridiplantae; Streptophyta; Magnoliopsida; Malpighiales; Salicaceae
Source: the annotation of a GenBank genome assembly
AUGGUUGGGCCUAGAAAAUGUAUUGGGUUGACCUAUGUAAUUGACAACAUGCAGAAGAAGACCAACCGAACCCCAAAAACACGAGAGAAACAUAGCACAGAAUCGAGCUUAUUAGUGACAAGACAGUCCAUCCAGAAAUGGACAACUCUUUCAAAUGAUACAUGCAAAUAUGCGUCCACGAACCAGAUGAAGAUCCCUUCGCAAGUUGGCCGGGCCAGGAAUCCGUGA